Heterotrigona itama is the source of this 666-nucleotide messenger RNA. The record is from the annotation of a GenBank genome assembly. NCBI's taxonomy places the organism in Eukaryota, Metazoa, Arthropoda, Insecta, Hymenoptera, Apidae.
AUGCUUCCAAUAAAUCGAAACUCUUUGAAAACAUACACUUUAAAUGCACUACGUAUGGAGAAUCGCGUUUAUAAUGGCGACUUCUUCAUAGAAACAAUAAAUGUUUUUAAUCAAAAUCAAGAGAUGGCGCCACAAUCGAAAAUUUACGCGGGAAACGCAGUACAAUAUAAAAUCAAUUUUUCGAAGUAUCAACAAGGACUUUCUGUUCUGCGACAUUUACAUUAUCGUGUUUACAUUGCUGAAAGAGUAGCAGAAUUUAACAAGCAGCAGAAUUCAAUAGAUAUUCAAGAUGUUCGCAAGUAUCAAAGGUGAUCAAGUUCAAUGUAACCAAAUCUUGUUCUGCCAUCGCUGACUUAUUGUCAAUCAGUGCUGCAAUCCUGAGUUCGAUAAUCGGUGAGUCGCAUGCUUUCUUUGGUGUUGGAUUAAUAUUUGAAUGUGAUUAUUUAAACUUAAAUAUAUCUCGUUCUACGUUCAGAAUUGUUGCGUUUUUCUUUAUAUCUUGAUAAUCUGUAAAUUUUUAUGCAUUGUGAACGUAUUGAAAGAAAUAGGAUCUAAGCAGGAAUCUAUUUAAAGUUGAAGAUAUUGAAUAUUAUAUCAAGUGACCUAUUUUCUAUAUUCUCUGUGUAUUUUUAAAUUUAAGUAAUAUACAGCGCUUUAGAAACUUAA